Molecule: messenger RNA, 588 nt
Organism: Clunio marinus
Lineage: Eukaryota; Metazoa; Arthropoda; Insecta; Diptera; Chironomidae
Source: the annotation of a GenBank genome assembly
AUGGCAGCACCAAAAGCAACCACGAUAAAAGAAGCAGUAAAAAGAUUCGAAGAUAGAUUUAAAUGUAGUGCAACUGAAUCUAAAGAAGUUCAACUCCAAUUUCAAUGGCCUCCUAUUGAAAAAAUGGACCCACAAUUGGGUACUCUCGUUAAAUGCGAGAAAUUGAGCUUAUCAACGAAUAUGAUUGAUAAAAUCAGUGGACUCAAUGGAAUGAAAAAUUUAAAAGUCUUAUCGAUUGGCAGGGACUACAUUAAAACUAUUUCCGGUCUUGAAUGUGUUGCUGAUACAUUGGAAGAACUUUGGAUGAGUUAUAACUUUAUCGAAAAGUUGAAAGGGAUUAAUGUACUAAAAAAACUUCGUGUUUUUUACUUGAGCAACAAUUUAGUGAAAGAUUGGGUGGAAUUUAAUAGACUUCAAGAAUUGACAACUCUCGAAGAGCUGCUAUUUGUUGGAAAUCCACUGUGUGAGGCAAUGGAAGAAAAUGUUUGGAAGGUUGAGGCAGCAAAACGUUUACCAUACUUGAAGAAACUUGAUGGAGAACCUGUUGUUCGGGAAGAACCAGCACCAGCUGAGCAGGAAAAUAAAUAA